Molecule: messenger RNA, 3980 nt
Organism: Anastrepha ludens (Mexican fruit fly)
Lineage: Eukaryota; Metazoa; Arthropoda; Insecta; Diptera; Tephritidae
Gene: Erk7
Product: mitogen-activated protein kinase 15
Exons: 9
Coding region: 1169-3808 (879 amino acids)
Biological process (GO): intracellular signal transduction; protein phosphorylation
Cellular component (GO): cytoplasm; nucleus
Molecular function (GO): MAP kinase activity; ATP binding
Source: RefSeq, a predicted model, not a curated record
AUAAAAACAAUAUAUUAGUUAUAUAUACGAAAAACAAGUCAAGUGCGCAAAAUUCUUUCAUACUAGAGUGUAAACCAACGGCAGCGACACCAACGCCAACAGUUAAUAACCAUUAUUUGUGAAUUCAUUGAAAAACUGUUAAUGUGAAAAAAGUUAACAUUUGUGCAAUAUAAUACAAAAAAUGUGCAAGAGUUUUAAAUGAUCAGUAGCGUUUUUGACAUAGUAUUUGGUAAAGACAUAUGAAAAAAUCUAAACAUUUUUGCGGCAAUUAUAACCAAAUACUUGUAAUUGAACCAAGCAAUACUUUAAAGAAAAAAGUAGCUACCGAGAAAUUCAGUGCCGCCAGUUGCACCACACACUUGCAGCCCACAGUUGUGACAGCACAAACAUAUGUAUGUCUGUAUGUAUAUGCAAACGCAAAUGGUUUUGCUCUCCAGUACGAUGUGUGUGCCAGCCGAGAGCUAGGCUCAUACCUACCCGCAUGUGCAUCUUAAUAUCCCUGGGUGUUAUAUCGAACAUCUACUCCUCCCGCAUACCCCUAAUACGUGCAUUGCAGAGAACAGCAACGGGGAAGUGAAACAGGCAGCAAUUCAAUCCGCCGGCCGCCAACGUGUGAUUUGUAUGUAAAUGAAAGUGGCUUGCAUGCGACCCAGAAAUUUGAUUUGGAGCACAUUUCGAGCAUACCGAAUUGAAAUACUGCAUACACCUACAUUUGUAUGUUGAUUUGUAUAAACAUGUCUAGUUUAUUUAUAUACACUCCUGUCGAUUAAGUUUGAUUGGUCUGUCAGUGCCGGAAUAAUUCAAAUUGGAGGCACGGUAUUGCACUCAACGUCGCAUCACAUCAUUGAUAACCGUUCAUUGCAUUGACGUUAUUGUUUCCUUUUUUCAAACUACCAGCGCAACGGUCGCAUUAUCAUCGAUCUAACAAAUCCAUUUUGAUUUCAACAUUUUAUUUCAUCUUAUACAUUGUUUCCGGUUACUCGAGCUACACUUAGCACAAACGCAAUAGUGAAAAGGGUGUCAAAGACCUACAUAAAUACUAGACUGCCAACUUUUGAUAAAAGUAUGAUCUUUCCUCUCUAGUAAUCGCAAGAAGCUAGAAGCCUAGUGAAAACUUCCGAGAAAAUAUUUUUAAGCACAACAGCAAGAAGCUAGAGAAGGCAUCAAAAUGACGACUAAAUCCAAGGCUCAGCAAGAAAAACACAAAAUGUCCGAAAUCGACGAAAACAUCUCGAAACUAUUUGAUGUAAAAAAGCGCUUAGGAAAAGGUGCCUAUGGCAUCGUGUGGAAGGCGUUGGAUAAGCGUACAAACGAAACAGUGGCAGUUAAAAAGAUUUUUGACGCUUUUCGUGAUGAGACCGAUGCGCAGCGCACUUUUCGGGAGAUUGUUUUUCUAAAAGCCUUCCGGAAUCAUCCAAAUGUUAUAAGAUUACUCACUGUAUAUAGGGCUUCGAAUAAUUUGGAUAUAUAUCUUAUCUUCGAAUAUAUGGAAAGUGAUUUGCAUAACAUCAUUAAGAAAGGCACUAUUUUGAAAGACAUUCAUAAGAGAUAUGUGAUGUAUCAGCUAAUUAAUGCUAUCAAGUACAUACAUUCGGGGAAUGUAAUACAUAGGGACCUGAAACCGAGCAACGUUCUUAUUGACAGCAAAUGCAGAUGUAAAUUGGCAGAUUUCGGAUUAGCGCGUUCUGUCUCGAAUCGGCCGAUACGUGACAAUAACGAUGUGAGUAGAGAUCCUAUUAUUGAGCCAUUACUGACGGACUAUGUCGCAACACGUUGGUAUAGAGCUCCGGAAAUUCUAAUCGCUAGCAAAAGGUAUACAAAAGGUAUUGAUAUGUGGAGUUUAGGAUGCAUACUUGGCGAGAUGAUUCGUGGAAAACCUUUAUUUCAAGGCAGCAGUACGGUUAACCAGAUAGAAAAGAUAGUAACAGCUUUACCGGAAAUAAGUGAUCAUGACAUUCAUGCGGUAGGGGCUGGUUUCGGAUCCGUGCUUCUCAACAAACAGAUUUCACAUGAAAGAAGAACCUCACUGAGUGAAAUGAUGGCUGAUGCUCCAGAGGACGCUGUGAAUAUGGUAGAGUCGUUGUUAGUGCUUGAUCCCUUGGCGCGGCUUACAGCGAAACAGGCCCUUGGGCAUCCAUAUGUAGAAAAAUUUCGAAACUCUAUACCCGAGAUUGAACUGAACGUCGACAUAUUGCCGCCAUUUCGCGAUGAUGUGCGCCUUACUGUGCCUGAAUAUCGAUCAAAGCUGUAUGAAAUCGUUCAACUUAACAACGAAAAGGCAGAUAAACGACAAACAUCAUCAAACGCAAAAAGUUCGAGCAUAAAGCAAAAGGAUCAUAAACAGUCGAAUACCUACGAUAAGUUCGAAGCAACAAAGAAAAGCCAUAAAAUUAAACAAAACAGCAGCACAGAAGACAAAUAUAUAUCAAAGGAUAAGUAUUUUAGUCGUCCGGAGAAACAUGAGAGCGAAACGCAACCAUCUGUCAGUGUGCCAAGUAUUAAUGGUAAACCAAUAAAGAAAAUGGUGCCGGUAUCACCAAAUGCCAAGCGUAAGUUUGUCAAAGCACAGUCGAAAUAUUUUACAGAACAUCCAACAGAAAUGGUGAAAAGUAAAAACCACUUAAAAUCGCACGAAAGCUACGAGGAUAACUUGCCAAUAAAUGCGCUCGAUAAGCGUCACUCCAUAGAUGGUGGUUAUGCAAGCCUUCCCGAUGGAGGUGCCGCUAAUUUUGGUGGCCCCGCAGCAGAAAUAGUCGGUAGACAGAUAACAUCACCAAACGGUGCUCUUAGAAAGAUCGAAAGUACACGCCGCCAGUACCGCAGCUCUUCUUCAAUAUGCAGAGGAGAGCAAACAAACUCACAAGAGCAAUCGAAGAACCACCUCGCCCAUACUCAUGCACAUCCACAUUCGCAACAGCAAUUAAAACACAGCCAGCAACAUAAUAGUUUUGUUUAUCCAGACACAGAAUGUGAACGAACUUACAUGGAUGAGCAAGAUCGGCAUAACCACAACACUACCACUUUCCUAAACAAGCCCUCAUGUGUCCGAGGCACAAAGUCUGGCGUAAUCAAUUGCGUUGUUGGUGGACCCGCGUCUCAAUCUGAGCACAUGGUCAGAAAUAAUGAACGACUUUGUUACGAAAAACGAUUAAAGAAAUUGGAGGAGGAAAUUGAAAAGUACAAAAAGGAAGUUAAGUCAUUCUGUAAAGAAACUUUCAGUUAUACUUACCCACAGUCGCCAUAUAAGAAUGGCAAAAGUCACAACCAGAGCCAGAAUCAAAAUUACAACCGCAACACCAGCUAUCAGCAAAUGCAACAAUCUCGCUCACAAGCCCAGCAGCAACAACAUGUGCGACGGACGAAAUGUGACGGCAGCAACAGCAGAAACCAGCAACAGCAAUACAAUCAAUACCAACAACCACAGUCCAGUCUGCCAAAUAUGCUGGCAGCGCAUCAACCCAAUACGCAAAAACAGAAUCCGUACUAUAAUCUCCUAGCGAAGGUGUCGCGAGAUUUUGGGGGUAAGAAUGGUAUUCAUUCUGUCGUUGCAAGUAGUACUGCUGCCACUGGAGGUAGUGCUGUGGAUGAGGGGGGUGAAUACUUUGCCGAUAGGCCGGCGAAUGUGGUGAAUAAAGACAUACUGAAGGAUCAAAAACAUCAACAGACUCACGAUAACUCCAACCUCUCGCAGACACACCAGCAGCCUGUUAACAAUCACCAGCGUCACGCUAGGCCCAUAUCGAAAUUCAUAGCGCGCCCACAACUAAGUGAUCAUUUUACAAAACAAGCAAUUACAAAUUACCAAUGAUAUUAAUUUUAAUAUUAUAGGCCAGAAUAACUGCCAUUUUUUGCCUAAGUUACCUUAAAUGCGCAUUUGCGUGUAUGUGUCAUUGAUGAUUACCUAUAUAUGUAUAUAUAGUUAUGUAUAUGUGCCCAUGCAAUGUAAUGUAUACGUGCUAUGAGAAUAUAUUUUUAUGUAU